This is a messenger RNA of Solanum tuberosum (potato), 1297 nucleotides long. Its product is annotated as zinc-finger homeodomain protein 10-like. The transcript has a single exon. Gene Ontology annotation, biological process: regulation of DNA-templated transcription; regulation of developmental process. Gene Ontology annotation, cellular component: nucleus. Gene Ontology annotation, molecular function: transcription cis-regulatory region binding; DNA-binding transcription factor activity. The record is from RefSeq and is a predicted model, not a curated record. The coding region runs from base 338 to 1201 and encodes 287 amino acids. Lineage: Eukaryota; Viridiplantae; Streptophyta; Magnoliopsida; Solanales; Solanaceae.
UUUUUAAGUUUUCAUUAAUUUUCCAACCUCCUCCCUUCAAUAUUUAUACUAGCCCUUCUUUCCUUCAUCCACCUUAUGGUACUUGAUUCAUGAUUCAUUUUGCCAAAGAAGUUUGUCUUAUUGUAAUGUUUCUAUAUAUUCUUCAAUCACCAUCAUCAAUACAUAGAAGAGAAAAACUCAACCAACCAAAACAAAAUACCAAAACCCCCAUUUACAAUAAACCUUCAAAAUUUUCCAAUUCAUAAUCACCAUAUCCAUUAAUUAUCAUAUUUUCUUGCCCUUCUUGUUUAUUUGUAGUCAUUUUAUUUCAAAAAAACACAUAUUUAAACAAACAAAAAUGGAGUUAACUUGUAGUACUAACCCCACCCCCACCUCCACCAAAACCCCAGAUUCAGAAGUUGAUACCCCUCCUUUAAUUAAGCCUUUAUCUUUCAGCAACGGCAAUAAUCACCACAAUCAUCACCACGAACUGCCGCCGUGCACGGCGGUGAUUUACAAAGAAUGUUUGAAGAAUCAUGCAGCAAGUUUAGGUGGACACGCCGUAGACGGUUGCGGUGAGUUUAUGCCUUCGCCGGAAUCCACCCCAUCAGAUCCCAUUUCACUAAAAUGCGCCGCUUGUGGUUGCCACCGCAACUUCCACCGCCGUGAACCGUCGGACGAUUCAUCACCGCCGGCCCACUUCAUCGAUUUCCGCCACCAUAUUUUCCCCCAAAUUAAGCGAUUUUCUCCCUCUCCGUCACCGUCUCUGUCCCUUUCUCCGCCGCCGCUGCCGUCACUGUUCCAGCCCCAACCCGUUACUCCUACAGGUUUAAAAUCAGAGAACCCAAAUGGUAGAAAGCGAUUUAGGACCAAAUUUACAGCAGAACAGAAAGAGAAAAUGCAUUCGUUUUCGGAGAAAUUGGGUUGGAAAUUGCAGAAAUGUGAUGAAACUGCUGUUGAUGAAUUUUGCAAUGAAAUUGGAGUUGGAAAAAGUGUUCUUAGAGUUUGGAUGCACAAUAACAAAAACACUAUUGGGAAAAAAGAUUACCAAAGUAGUAGAGAUCAUAGCUUCGAGAACAAAAAUGGAUUCAAUAUCAAUGGCACCGCAAGCAGCAAUGAAGAAGAAGAUCAUCACAAAAGUAACAACAAUGAUAAUAGUACUACUAGUAAUUGUGAGCUUCAUCUUCAUAUUUCCACUAAUGGGUCUUCUUCUUCAUCCUAAUUUUAGUCAUUUUGUAAUUUGUUCUCUCUAGCAACAACAAUGAAUAAUAAGGAUAUAUUAGAAGGUAAAUGUAACUCUCUUUUCUAAAUUUUAUUA